UUGUCAAUACCAACCUGAAGUUCUCUGUUUGGCACUGAAGCCCCAUGGAAAAAAGGCAGAUGGUAUCAUCAACCGAGGAAGAGGAAGACAGCCACCGCGAGUAUGCUAUGCAAUUGGUAAGCGCAUCUGUACUGCCUAUGGUGUUGAAAGCAGCCUUGGAGCUGGGUGUGCUGGACAUCAUAGGGAGGGCUGGACCAGGGGCACUUCUCUCCCCUUCAGAGAUCGCAUCCCACAUCCCCACCCACAACCCUGAUGCCCCUUUUGCACUUGAUCGCAUCCUCCGCCUUUUGGCUAGCCAUUCCAUUCUUACUUACUCUCUUGACACCCACCAUGAUGGCAAGGUCCAUAGGCUCUAUGGUUUAGCACCCGUGGCCAAAUACUUCGUCCCAAACCAAGAUGGAGUUUCGCUGGCUAUUUACCUACGAACCAUUCAGGACAAGGUCACAGUGGAUAUCUGGCACCAUCUUAAAGAUGCAGUUGUGGAAGGGGGACUGCCAUUUAGAAGAUCCUACGGAAUGGAUGCCAUUGAUUAUGUGGGGAAGGAUGCCAGGUUCUUCGAGAUGCUCAAGGCCUCCAACAGGGACUACAUCCCAAUGUUCAUGAACAAAAUCCUGGAAACUUACAAAGGUUUUGAAGGUCUAAAAUCAUUGGUGGACGUGGCUGGAGGCAACGGCAGUGUCCUCAAUUUCAUCGUUUCCAGGUAUCCUUCCAUCAAGGGUAUCAACUUCGAUUUGGCCCCUGUUAUAGAGAAGUUGCCCUCUUACCCUGGCAUUGAGCAUGUUGCAGGGGAUAUGUUCACAAGCGUUCCAAAAGGAGAUGCCAUCUUCAUGAAGAAUAUACUUCACAGUUGGAGUGAUGAGCACUGCGUGAAGCUACUAAGGAAUUGCUACCAUGCAUUACCAGACAAUGGAAAAGUCAUUGUGGUGGAUGCGGUGAUCCCAGAUGCCCCCGAACCAAGCGCUCAGGUGAAAAGCACAUAUCAGCUUGAUUUGUUUAUGAUGAAUUUGAACCCUGAUGGGAAGGAGAGGACAGAAAAAGAAUUUGCAGAAUUAGCAAAAGAAGCUGGAUUUUUCAGUACCAAAGUGGCCUGCUGUGCUUAUAGUUUCUCACUGGUGGAAUUCCAUAAAAAGAUGUAGCAUGAUUUUAUCAUGAUAGUAAUAUAGAGAAAUGAGGAUUGUUGUAAGUUUUGAUACUAGUAAUAUAGGGAAAUGAGGGUUGUUGGAAGAAGAGUUUAGGCUUGAUCGGUAUUGAACUGAAGCACAUUUCACCAUUUUUUUAUCAUCUCA
This is a messenger RNA of Vitis riparia (riverbank grape), 1286 nucleotides long. Its product is annotated as caffeic acid 3-O-methyltransferase-like. Bases 45 to 1136 code for a protein of 363 amino acids. Lineage: Eukaryota; Viridiplantae; Streptophyta; Magnoliopsida; Vitales; Vitaceae. The transcript has 4 exons. Gene Ontology annotation, molecular function: O-methyltransferase activity; S-adenosylmethionine-dependent methyltransferase activity; protein dimerization activity. Gene Ontology annotation, biological process: methylation. The record is from RefSeq and is a predicted model, not a curated record.